This is a messenger RNA of Perca flavescens (yellow perch), 2097 nucleotides long. RefSeq names its product cyclic nucleotide gated channel subunit alpha 1a (gene cnga1a). Gene Ontology annotation, molecular function: intracellularly cGMP-activated cation channel activity; cGMP binding; voltage-gated potassium channel activity. The record is from RefSeq and is a predicted model, not a curated record. Gene Ontology annotation, biological process: potassium ion transport; monoatomic cation transmembrane transport. The coding region runs from base 1 to 2097 and encodes 698 amino acids. Gene Ontology annotation, cellular component: plasma membrane; intracellular cyclic nucleotide activated cation channel complex. Lineage: Eukaryota; Metazoa; Chordata; Actinopteri; Perciformes; Percidae. The transcript has 8 exons.
AUGACCACUUCAACCACCCUUCCCCCCCUCAUUGUGCCACAGCUCUCCACAGACAGUGAUGAGUCCAGCGAGGACGACCUAAGUGCGCCUGAAUCAAAUCGUUAUCGUCUGCUCAAUGUGAAUAACAGCAAUAACAAUGAAGAGGAGAAAAAGAAAAAAAGGAAAAAGGAGAAGAAGGAGAAGAAAAAAAACAAGAAGAAGGAAAAGGAAGAAAAGGAGGCAAAAGAAAAAGAAGAGAAGGAAAAGGAAAAAGAAAAGGAAAAGGAAAAGGAAAAGGAGAAGGAAAAAGAAAAGAAAAAGGACAAAGAUAAGCCUAAAGAAAUAUUUGUCAUUAAUCCUGCUGGGAAUUUGUAUUACAACUGGCUGUUCAUCAUCACACUACCAGUCAUGUACAACUGGACCAUGAUCAUAGCAAGGGCUUGCUUUGAGGAGCUGCAGCAUGACUACAUCAUGUACUGGGUUAUUCUGGACUACACUUCAGACUUCAUCUACCUGGCUGAUAUGUUCAUCAGGACCCGAACAGGUUACCUGGAGCAAGGCCUGAUGAUAAAAGAUAAGAAGCUGCUAGUUGAUCGCUACAUCGCCACCUUCCAGUUUCGUCUCGAUUUUAUCUCCAUGCUGCCCACUGACUUCCUCUAUUUCUUCCUCGGCCUCGACUACCCAGAGAUUCGCAUCAACAAGCUGCUGAGAAUCGGCCGCAUGAUGGAGUUCUUCACGAGGACGGAGACUAAAACCAACUACCCCAACAUUUUUCGCAUCGGUAACUUGAUCAUGUACAUCCUCAUUAUCAUCCACUGGAAUGCUUGCUUCUACUUCUCCUUCUCCAAAUACAUUGGUUUUGGUGCUGAUGACUGGGUUUACCCGGCUCUGGAUGAUCCUAACGAGCCUGCGUUUGGGGAGUUUGGCAGGAAGUAUUCAUUCAGCCUCUACUGGUCCACACUGACCCUGACUACCAUCGGAGAAACUCCACCACCGGCCCUGGACUCAGAAUUUUUUUUCCACGUGAUUGACUUUUUAGUGGGGGUCUUGAUUUUUGCCACCAUUGUAGGAAACAUUGCCACCAUGAUUUCCAAUAUGAAUGCUGCCCAAGCUCAGUUUCAGUCCCGGAUUGACAACAUCAAGCAGUACAUGCAGGUCCGAAAGGUCAGCAAGGACCUUGAGUUGCGAGUCAUCAAGUGGUUUGAGUAUCUGUGGAAUAGUGGCAGGGCUCAGGAUGAAAGAGAGGUGAUGAGGUAUCUUCCAGACAAGCUAAAGGCUGAGAUUGGCAUCCAGGUCCACAUGGAGACACUCAAGAAAGUUCGUAUUUUUGCAGACUGCGAGGCAGGCCUGCUGAUCGAGAUGGUGCUCAAGCUGAAAGCGCAGGUUUUCAGUCCAGGAGACUAUAUCUGCAAAAAGGGCGAUAUUGGCCGUGAGAUGUACAUCAUCAAAGAUGGAAAACUUGCAGUUGUUGCUGAUGAUGGUGUCACACAGUUUGUUGUGUUGGGAAGCGGCAGCUACUUUGGUGAGAUCAGUAUUCUUAAUAUUAAAGGCAGCAAAGCAGGAAAUCGGCGAACAGCCAACAUCCGUAGCAUUGGAUAUUCAGACCUCUUCUGCCUGUCCAAGGAUGACCUGAUGGAGUCGCUGGUAGAGUAUCCGGAUGCCAAAGGCAUGCUGGAGGAAAAAGGGCGGGAGAUCCUGAUGAAAGAUGGUUUGAUAGAUUUGGACCCAGCUAACAUCAUACCCGAGGCCAAGGAGUUGGAGGAGAAGGUUAACAAAUUGUACAACACGUUGGAGCUAAUGCAAUUCAAGCUGAAGAAGGUUCUGGGAAAUUACAAAAACACUGACAAGGCUCUGAGACAUCGCAUCGCAGAUCUGGAACACCUAACAGGAGAAGAGGUGGAAGACGAGGAUGAGGAGGAAGAAGAGGGGAAAAAGGAAGACAAAAUGGUGGAAGGGGAGAAAAAGGAAGAAGAGAAAAAGGAAGAAGAGUUAAAAGGCCAAGAGAUAAAGGAAGUCGAAGAAGAAGGUGAAGAGGAAAAGAAGGAAGAGGAAAAAGACGAGGAAGCAAAAGAUGAAGAAGAAAAGGUUGAAGGGGCAAAAGAAGAGGAGGAAAAAUAA